This is a messenger RNA of Cantharellus anzutake, 4056 nucleotides long. RefSeq lists its product as uncharacterized. The record is from RefSeq and is a predicted model, not a curated record. Gene Ontology annotation, biological process: proteasome-mediated ubiquitin-dependent protein catabolic process; regulation of proteasomal protein catabolic process; protein deubiquitination. The transcript has 16 exons. Gene Ontology annotation, molecular function: proteasome binding; cysteine-type deubiquitinase activity. Bases 1 to 4056 code for a protein of 1351 amino acids. Lineage: Eukaryota; Fungi; Basidiomycota; Agaricomycetes; Cantharellales; Hydnaceae.
AUGGCUCGUCUAAAUGAGAUUGAUCUACGCGGGACCUCAGAUGAUAUAUCUAGCGCAAAUGCAGAUGACUCUGCUUUACCCUCAUAUGCUGAUGCGGUGCCUUCUGGGGAGGCGUCUUCUGUGGAUCCACUCAGAACUGCCGCCACCAUCCCAGCCUCUCAGUUUUACGGAAAGAGGGUAAAGCAUACAUAUUCUAGCCGGAAUGUAACGAAGAAUAAGGAAGCUGGAUCUUCCUCAGUGGGCCCAGGCACUUCUCAUACCUCGUACAAAUUCACUGCCGAGUCUCCUUCGCAUGAUGAAGGCAUGGCUUCCAACUCAUCACGGAUAGAUGGUGACGCACAAGUAAUGAAACAGACCCCUGUCUCAUCUCUUACUUCCGAGCCUCUUGAGGAUUACCGCCCACCAGAGCCGGUUUUUGAAACAACAUAUAAUACCGAUUGGUUCGAGGGUAGUCCGACAUGGGGUCAAUCGGGGCUUGACGUUCGGUUGUGCAAGUUGGAAGGGAACAUUGGCUCACAGAACCGCCCCCCGAUUGGUGGGAUGCGAAGUAUGCCGCGUUCACAGAAUAUAGGCCUGGGCCUGGUCAAUUACCUCCACUUGUCGCUGCCAACAUUUUUUGCAGAGCCCCUCUAUCGUUGUGGAGUCAUUUCCGUCCCAACUCCACCCGAUCGCAAAGAGGGUACCCAUGGUCCGGACCCUAGAUAUUCGGCUUCUAAAUUAGAUGACGUCCGCAACUGCCUGCCGGAGCAUCUCUUUUAUAAUUUCAAAUCUCAUGGCUGGGUUUUCGUCAAUGUGGCACAGGAUGAAGCUUUGAGUGUUCCAUUGCGCGAGAUUCCGGGAAAACCCUAUCCUUCGGAUGUUGGUCGUGCGUUAUACGCUAACUGCACUGCUCGACCAGGGGCUACAGAUGUCCCCCCAUUACUUUCCGCUGCGUUCUCUUCCCUGCAUGAGGCCUCGUUCCAGUCGUCAGCUGGCGCAUCAGGGCGGGGUGGCAACAACGCCAACAAUGCAAACCCACCAUCAACAACAGCAGACUUGGCAUCGGCUACAAUACGGGCAGAUUUAUACGUUUGUGCCCUUUGUCAAGUGUACGUUGUGGUUAGCGGAGUCAUCCCUGCCAUCAUUCCCCGAGAUGUGCUGGACACCUUAGUUUUGAGUCGUUCGAGUAACCCACCUCUGGGAAAGACUCCGCAGCAAAGUGUUAUCGCAGCAUUGGAACUCUUGGUGAAGAUUAUGGCCAAUUGCUUGUUCAAAGGUCAGGGAGGCGCCGUCAAUACCCAGGCAACUGGAUUUUUAAAUAAUCUGGGGUGGAAUGAGACCACCGCUGAGAUAUUUGAGCGCAUUGGGUUCCGCAGUCAUCAUGAACUUCCUAUGCGUCUGGCACCCCCUCCGUUUUCAUCUGCGUCCCCUCAGGGUAGUAGAAAUAGGGCAAUCAUGACUCGGGCAUGGAUUGAGAUCAGCGCGCUGAAGGGGUACCCUGAAGCCGAUCCAGGGGAUGGUGUCCACAUCUACACGAUGUCAUUACGGGAAGAAUUCGAGGGGCUGAUCGGGUCUCAAACAAGAGACCAGCCGUGGAUGUUUGCCACCAAUCCAUGGCAUGGAUCCUUGUUCCUGCAGUUUGGAAUGCCAGUAGAGUCCUACUCCGAGAAGCUUCUCGAGUUUGCCUUCCAUCAGCAAAUUCGUUGUGAUCCUAACAAUAUCCCUCAAUAUCUUUCGGCGUUAGAAAUGAUCGAAGAAAUUCCCGGUCUCCCCCACCGUCAAGAUUUAACAAACUUCAUCAUGACCCAAAAAUCUAGAGGCCUUUGGUCUCGUAAGGAUUUGGACCGUGCCGUGGGGUUGUUGGGUUUUGGACCAGACGGUCCUUUGCGGAUAAACUUCGAUCGCGACGUGGAUGGCCAUUUCUUGAUUGGUGCCUUUAGGAAUGCGUGGGAUGGGAUUGACCUCAGCAAUGCGAAGGAGGGGUUGUAUGAUCCUGAGAAGCGUGAUACCUUGCGGCGGGAUCUCAAAGAAGCGCUUUUGAUUGCGUCUCAGUCUUUGGGCAGCCAGGUCAUCGUGGAACAGGCGAGACAAGAAAUCGAACUCAAGAGUAUGAGCCCCAACGCUGCGUAUGCUGCUUUUGACGCUACUAGGGACGUUGACGACGACACUCUAAUCGUCGCGUACGAGAUGCGUGCAACAGAACAACCAGGGGAGAUCGAUAAAUUACGAACGACUUUGCAGUUUAUCGCGGAGGACCGUAAUAGUGACCGAUUGCGCGGGUUUCUUGGGGGUGGAGUAGAUUCGGGACAGGGACACUCUCACCGUCUGGAAUGGCCUCGCGGAUUAUAUCAACUUGGGAAUACUUGUUACCUUAAUUCAUUGUUGCAAUACUUUUACACGAUCAGACAACUCAGAGAUGCACUUGCAUCAGGUUCCUUUAGGUCCGGUGCUGGGGAAGAGGACUUCAAAGGGAAACCAAUUGGAGGACGAGUUAUUUCUUCUCGUGAACUUGAUCGUUCUCGUAGAUUUGUGACACAUCUUCAUAACCUGUUUAUCAACCUCGCUCACGCAGAGGCCCCUGCGGUCCUUCCCGAAGUGGAACUUGCCAAACUGGCACUUAUGACGUCCAAGGACGAGGAAAUGGGUUCUGGGGCUCAAGAAACCGCUGCAACAUCCAUCGGGAGUGCGGAGACAGACUCUACCUUAGUCGAGGCUAACGGGACGGAGGCUGAAAAUCCAUCAGACAUCCCAUCACUACCAUCCCAUCAGGUUUCUUUCAUGUCCGCGCCUUCGCCUCAAGUCACUAUACUGGGUAAACGUUCUAGCGAGUCCCGACUCACAGCAAAGCAGGAGCCCGCUUUGCCCAUGGAUGUCGACGAUUCACCGUCUCCCAAGCGUAGACAGACGACAGGCGAGUUAGGCCCCGUAUCCCAACGUGAAGCCACCCUUGCCGAGGACUCCGAGAUGUCUGAUCCGUCGGCAAACAAGGCGAAUCCGAGCCUUGCCUCAAGCGUUCCUCCCCCGUUACCCCCUCGAAAUCGCCAGCCCUCAGUAGGUGACAUGAUGUUCGGUCGACAAAACGACGUUUCCGAAUGUAUGGACAAUUGCAUUUUCCAGAUAGAGGCUGCGCUUCAGUUUGAUUCGGAACUUGGAGAAGGAUCCGAGCGUCUGAAUGUCACCCGCCAUAGACUCUUUUACGGAACCAAGCGACAGCGGAUAACGCCCCUUGAUGAGGAUGCGAAGUCACAAAGCGUUGUCAGUGAAAAGACGGAUCUUUUUGCGCAGCUCCUCGUCAAUGUCUCCAAUGAAGGAACGGAUCUAUAUGAUGGGCUCAGCGGUUUUAUGGAUGAUGUCAUAGAAUUCGAAGGAAAGAAAGCCAGCAUGGAGGUCGUUUUAGUUGAAACUCCGCCAAUUCUCCAGAUUCAGCUUCAGAGGGUACAAUUUGAUCGCCAGACAAUGCAAGCCCGAAAGAACAAUGCAUACGUAGCAUUUGGAGAGACAUUGUACAUGGACAGGUUCAUGCAGUCGGCAAAUCCGGAGAAACGAGCGAAGUCAGCCAUCAUUCAAAAGGAUCUGCAGAGGUGUAGGGAACGUGUAGCUGUCCUCACCGAAAGCUCAACUGAUCCUAUACUUGAAUCACUGGCCCAGUCAGAAGAGCUGGCUCACGAUUUUCUAGCUGGUGGCGUGGAAGAGAUUGAUCAAGCACUCGUAGACUAUUUACGUGGCGAGAAGGAUGUUGUUCAUCGCGAAAUAGAGGACUGCCGUGCUCGCGCAAAGCAGUUAAAAGUCGAGCUGGAAGAACUCUGGUUGGACGAGCGGAAUCAAGAAUACGAGCUCUGCUCCGUUUUCAUUCACAGAGGGACCUCUCCCGCCUGGGGCCAUUACUUCUUCUACUCUUGCAAUCUUCCCAACAAUCCUAAUUCGUGGUUCAAGUACAACGAUUCUGAAGUUAGUGUUGUCUCCAAGGAUGAGGUUCUGGCGGACGGAACGGGUUCGACUGCUAAUCCAUAUCUUCUCGUGUAUGCCAGAAAGGGUUCCAAUGUCAUUGACACAGUCCACCGCAUCAUCCCCUCGUGA